Molecule: messenger RNA, 789 nt
Organism: Argiope bruennichi
Lineage: Eukaryota; Metazoa; Arthropoda; Arachnida; Araneae; Araneidae
Exons: 2
Coding region: 1-789 (262 amino acids)
Molecular function (GO): zinc ion binding; nucleic acid binding
Source: RefSeq, a predicted model, not a curated record
AUGGCUCCUCGCAAGAAGGGUCCCUUCAGUGAUCACCAUAUUUAUCCAAAACAAACUGAAAAAUCAUUUGCAAUUUAUUUUAUUGUAAAACGUAUCUCUUCUGAUGAUGCAACCUUUGAAAAUGUUUCCCCAUUUCUUGUGGAGAAAGCCCUUUCUAAUGUCAGUGAAGUUGCUAAUGUGCGUAAGCUACGGACAGGAGACUUGCUCGUUGAAGUGGCAUCUCGUCAACAGUCGCAAAAAAUUAUGAAAUAUAAAAACUUUGGUACCAUAUCUGUUUCUGUCUCUCUCCAUAAUUUAUUAAACUUUUCAAAAGGAGUAAUUACAUGUGUUGAGCUGUUAAAUGAAACUUUGGACGUCAUUGAAAAGGAACUGAAAAGUCAAGGAGUCACACAUGUGUGCCGUAUCACGAUUAGGCUCGAUGGUAAACUCCUGGAAACCAAACAUCAUGUUCUGACGUCUAAUUCUCCCAAGCUUCCAGACUCAAUCAAAGCUGGAUAUAUGAAAUUGAUUGUGAGGCCCUAUGUGCCAAAUCCAUUGCGGUGCUUUAAAUGCCAGCGUUUUGGCCAUUCAAAGGCAAACUGCCGUGGGGCCCUUACAUGCGCCCUUUGUGCAGCCGCUGGUCAUGAAAGCAAUGAAUGUUCACAAAAGGAAAAAUGUGUUAAUUGCAAAGGAACCGAACUUUUAAAAAUCCAUCCUUCUGGCGAGGAUGAUGAUGAUUUACAAAUGAGUUGCGAACCGCCAGCAACUCUGCCUAUUGGUGCUGAUAACAGUCCUCCUCUUAUUCCUUAA